GAUCAAAUUAUGACAUUCCCUUGGAAUAUUAUAUUGGAUAAAUAAAGCUUGAAGACAAUGUAAUUGAAGAGAAAUGUCAAUUAAAACAAAAUAAAAAUGCAGACUCUCUAGCGAAGCAUUCAUCCUGGGAUUAUAAAUAGUGUAUGACACUAUGCUGAAAUUGAUUUUGUUGUGAUAAAUUUCUUUCUCUGGGUCUAGAGACUCAUCAAACGUAGAGCAGAUUACAAUGAUUAGAAUAAAACUUGUUCCAGUGAGACACUGAGUUCAGCAAAUCUCGGAUUAAGAUGGAAAAUGUAAGGGCCUGUUGCCGAAGCUCCACUUCGCGAUUAACAUGGCUUUGCCUAGGAUUUUUGGCUUAUUUAUGUUUUGGUGCACUCGUGUUCAUGAGGCUGGAAUCUGGUAUCGAGAGGGAUGAUCGAAAGGAUUUCUUGAGCAGGAAAUGGAAAUUUUUGUCUGAUCAUUCAUGUGUGUCAGAUGACAAGUUGGAAAAGUUCAUUGCCAGCAUUGUUAUUGCUACAAACCGAGGAGUGUCGGCCACCAAGAAUGUCACCAUGUCUGAGCCCAACUGGACAUUUGGCCAGUCCAUCUUCUUUGCUGGAACACUCCUAACAACAAUAGGCUAUGGCAGAGUGGCACCCCUGUCUGAGGCAGGGAAGGGUUUCUGUCUCCUUUAUGCCAUGAUCGGCAUUCCACUCACCUUGAUUUUCUUCACUGCCAUCGUAGAGCGCCUGAUGAUACCCACCAAAAUGUUCCUUUAUUUCCUGUUCCGCAAGCUUGGACAUCUAUACCGAGUGUUUCACAUCCAGCUGUUGCAUUUCUUCAUUCUGCUAAUAGCUGCAAUUGUUUUCAUCUUCAUCAUACCUGCCAGCAUUUACUCUGCUCUUGAGCCAAAGUGGGACUUUUUGGACUCCUUUUACUAUUGCUUCAUCUCCAUGACAACCAUUGGGCUUGGUGACUACAUCCCAGGAGACAAUCCUGACCAAAAGGCCAGAGCUGUCUACAAGCUAGGCACCACAGUGUACCUGUUCAUAGGCUUGCUGAUGAUGAUGCUACUGUUGGCUGUUCUGUACGACAUCCCAGAGCUCAAUCUAGGCUUCCACUUCUACCUGAAGAGUGAUGAAGAGGAAGAGGAAAGGGCACGGCUGAGGAGUGGUGGGGAGAGCAGCGGACCCAAAUAUACCAAACAGCGGGACGAGGACCCCCACAAACAGAGUGGGGGGAGUCAAAUGUAUCAGCCUACCCAGGAUGAUGUGGCAGCGGCCACAGGGAAAUAACAGGAUUAGAUGAUAGUAGUUAUUAUUAGUUACCUUCAGGAAAUUAGCUUUUAGAAAUGUCAGGGUUUCUGCUUUGAUUAUAGAUUGAAUGUGGUUACAGUUUGCUGGAUCUUCACUUCUGAUCAGUGCUUACUACUGUGUCACUAAAAUGUUUAUACUAGAUGUGUUUUUUUUUUCAUUUUUUAUGUGAAAAUAUGUUUUUAAACAUUUUUUGAAAAUACGUAAAAAUGCUUUACCUUUAUGGGGAAAAACUGUUGAUACUAUUGUGUGAUAUGGAACAGUUCUGCUCUUAUAUUUAAUUGAAAGUACAGUGUACAUGGUUGUCACUAAUUAAACUUAAUAGUUUUGAUAUUUAUACACAUAUAUGUGUUAAAUUUUAGGAGUAUGUGACAGAUUAUAAGCUCAGAGUUUGAUAUCAUGUAAAUUAGUAACAGUUUGUGCUUCACUUACAGCAAAUGAUUGAAAACAUACGAACAUAUAUGAAAAUUUAUGACACUUUCAAAGAUUUUUGUAUAAUUAAUAAAUGAAAUUUUAAUUUGAAAUGUUUCCAUCAGAACUUUUGAAUCCAAAAUAUUGUGUAUUGUAGAAUAAUUUUCAUAUUUGGAGGUCAGUAUUCUUGGCCAAUCAGAUUUUUUAUAGGGUAACUCAUGUAUACAGAAGAUGAAAAACCAAUACAUCGUUAUCAUUUAUUAUGGUCCCCAUGAACAAUGAAAAUGCCUCAAUAUUGAGAUAUCAUUAUUUUGGCCAUUGAAUUAGUACAUUAAAAGCAAGGUCUUUUUUGUCUCAGGAUGUCAAGAAAAAGUAAAGAUCCCUGUGUAUUGUAGUUUAAGAGCCAGUUUUAGGGACUGCUAAAACGUACUGACACAAAGUGGCUUCAGGAACAAAGGUUAAAGAGCUAUUUGAAUUUUUACAUUAACCUUGAUGUAUUUUUCUGCUUUCUUUGUAUAUUUAUUCAUUCAUUAUUUGAUACAUCACCAAUAUUUGCAAAAUCAGUGCAUUUCUUUUUGAAGUUCAGAUAAUUGUUCCAUAUCAUAGUGCUUUACAGUGUAUUGGAAUGUAGUCAUCUUUGUACUGUACAUCAGUAAAUUAUCGCGACACCUUAUUUUCACUAGACAUUCAUUAACUCUUUAGUAGUGAGACAAAAUUUUCACUAGAGUUUUUGCUCUGUAUAAUCUUGAGCAAACUGUUUCACCUAAUUAUGCGAAAAUUCAAGUUCUCACAAAUAAAAAGUGAUUUAAAGUACAUGUAUAAAACAGUAAAAUUUGCUUUUAAGGUAGUCAGGUGGACGUGACUCUAUAGUUCUUAAUGCACAUGUACCGGUAUCUAUACAGGAAAGUGGUAUAAUAGACGCUUUUGUCUUAUAUAAACAGAAAUUUCCUUAUAUCUUGGUUCCUUUUUAGUGACAUUUUAAUUGUAUACAUAUGCAUGUGUGUUUUGCUUGUCCAUCUUUCAAUUUUACAAGGAAUACUGUAUCAGUGUACAAAGUAAGAAACAAAAAUUAGAUUUACAUUUAUAUGUGUCCCUGUGUUGCAGCAAAAUUUUACUGUUAUUGUUAAAAAAAAUUUUCCUCAAAUAAUUCCUCUUAAUAAAAGUUGUAACUAUAUAUCUGUUUUUGAAAAUAUUGCAAAGGUUUAUUAUACAAAUACAUGCUUGUUACUAAUAGAUUUAGUCUGUAUUUAUUUAUUUUUCAUUCUUUACAAUUUUGUACAAUUUUUUUAGUGUAUUUAUAAUUUUUUAAAAUAGUGCAAUCUGAUACAUUGCCAUGUACAUUUGUUAUUUAUUGAAAAUGUAUUUGUGUUUGAGUGUAAUAACAUGUUGUAGGUUGUGUUUCUAUUUAAAUUUGCAUAUGGUAUACACAGGGUAUUUCCAUGUGUAUUGGUUUAGUUUGAAAUAGAAAAUUUUAACAUGUUGAUGUGGAUAUACGACAGUUAGAUUUGAAGUUUGUUAUAUAUAUGGUAUAGAAUGUAGUUUUUUUCAAAUUAUAUUUAUUAAUACAGAUAUGUGCAGUUCCUGUUCAACAAAGAAGAUAUGCUUUUCCUUAACAUGCAAACUUUGAGUCUCUAUUAGUUUUACUAUUAUUAAGUGAAAAGGAAUAGAUGAGACUAUACUAUGAUUUUGAUAUGCUACAAAAUGGAGGGGGCAGCUUUUCAAUGGUUAAAUAAAUGUUUUGGGAAUUUUUUUUAAAAUAUUAUGUUUGGAAAAAUAGAUGGUUCAUGGGGGUCCCAUGGAGAAAAUGAUUUGUAACAUACCUGUAAUUUUAAAUGCAAUUAAGCAAUGUUGUUGACAACUUAAGUAAAUUGUUGAAAAAAAAAUAGAAACCUGGCUGAAUGUCAAUCAUUCAUGUCACAUGAAUUUUCAAUUUUAGAAUAAAUUUGUGCUGUGCAGAAUUUAAGCACGGUGUUCCCGUUGGCUUCACCUAUACAACAGACUGAUGUAAGUGAUGUUAAGAUUGGGGGGGGGGAUCUUUUGAUAAAACUCAUGAAAAACUUUGGUAAUACCAUGCUUGUGUAAUUCUUGCUGAAGAAAUUGAGAAAAGUCAUUUUUAACACUAUCAACAUCUUCUUCUGGUAUCCUGUAAAAAAAAAAUAAACAAAAUUACAGACCCCAUCACUGCUUGUGAAAAGUAUGGUCACUGUUGAUAUGACCCUUAGUUAUGUUAGAGUGUUAUAUUAGUUGUAGAUUAUAUACUUACUAACUUAUGUCUGCUACCCCUUUUGGGGUGUAGGCCGCUAACAAGAUCCCCCAGGCCCCUCUAUCCUGAGUAAUAUUUUCUACCUCCUUCCAGUUCUUCCCCAUUCUUUUGACAUCUGCCUCCAAAUCUCUCCACCAGAUGUUCUUUGGCCUCCCUCUCUUAUGUUUUCCUUGGGGGUUCCAGGAUAAGGCUACAAUGCCUUGUGAUGUUCUUAUGUGGCUUGCGUAGAAUAUGCCCUAUCCACCUCCACCUUCUCUGCAUUAUUUCUGCUUUUACAGGAGCUUGUUUUGUUCUUUGCCACAGACUGGUGUUGCUUAUUUUGCCAGGCCAUCUGAUCUGGAGGAUGCAUCUCAGACAAGAGUUGACAAAUGUCUGGAUCCUGUUUAUUAUGGCAACGGUCAUCCUCCAUGCCUCGGAACCACAUCUUCCCAAGUCAAGUGUUUCUGAUCCGCUCCACAUGUGGAGUGGAGUGGAUCAGAAACUUUUUGACUUGGGAAGAUGUUGGAACCAUAGAGAAGCACAGCAUUAACAUUGGUGUUAAAAAGCCUAACUUUGGUGCAUGUUGUAAUUCCUAGAAAUUUACGUAGAACAUGUAGAUUAUAUAUCUCUUUGUAAAUGUUUGUGAUCCUGGUUAUCAUUCCUGUGAUAUGUUUUAAUGAGAUCAGAUGAGGACAUAAGACUAUAGGACUGUAAAUCACAUGUUUUAUUUCCAUGUUAGAAAUUUGCCUGUCUUGUUCUUCUAGAUACAUGGUUGUUUACAUGUAUUGUUUAUUCUUAGGAAACUUUUUUUUUUUACAUUCCAAGAAUCUCAUUAGAUAUUGCAUUGAUCAAAUAUAUUGAGUUGUCUGAGGAUAUCUUUGUUAAACCUUCUUUUGAGAACUAGUCACAUUGCUGCUUUUAUAAAUGUUUAUCUUUAUGCCAUUCAUUCCACAAAUAUGUUAGAUACAUGUAUGUUAUUGUUGUGAAGUAAAUACUGUAUUAAAUGCUGAUAAAACAGUAA
This is a messenger RNA of Saccostrea cuccullata (small rock oyster), 4966 nucleotides long. RefSeq names its product potassium channel subfamily K member 1-like. Gene Ontology annotation, biological process: potassium ion transmembrane transport; stabilization of membrane potential. Gene Ontology annotation, molecular function: outward rectifier potassium channel activity; potassium ion leak channel activity. NCBI's taxonomy places the organism in Eukaryota, Metazoa, Mollusca, Bivalvia, Ostreida, Ostreidae. The record is from RefSeq and is a predicted model, not a curated record. The transcript is spliced from 4 exons. The coding region runs from base 285 to 1274 and encodes 329 amino acids. Gene Ontology annotation, cellular component: plasma membrane.